Messenger RNA from Sapajus apella (tufted capuchin), 927 nucleotides. It is a transcript of the gene ALDH16A1, whose product is annotated as aldehyde dehydrogenase 16 family member A1. The record is from RefSeq and is a predicted model, not a curated record. Gene Ontology annotation, molecular function: oxidoreductase activity. NCBI's taxonomy places the organism in Eukaryota, Metazoa, Chordata, Mammalia, Primates, Cebidae. Bases 190 to 774 code for a protein of 194 amino acids. The transcript is spliced from 5 exons.
AUGGGUGGGGCCCUCGCGUCCUAAGGCAAAAAGUGUGGGCGUGGCUGCCCGCUGUAUCUCGUAGCCCCGCCCCAUUCUAAUUAAUCCUGCCCCUUUGGGUUGGAACGGGAGGUGUCGUCCUUUGGCCCUCAAGGUUCCCCUUAACACAGAGCGCCCUGCAGUCUUCGUGGAAAGCGUUCCGGGUAGGCGAUGGCUGCGACGCGUGCAGCGCCUCACGCCCGCGAGAUCUUCACCUCGCUGGAGUACGGACCGGUGCCGGAGAGCCACACAUGCGCACUGGCCUGGCUGGACACCCAGGACUGGUGCUUGGGCCACUAUGUGAACGGAAAGUGGCUGAAGCCUGAACACAGGGAUUCAGUGCCUUGCCAGGAUCCCGUCACAGGAGAGACCUUGGCCAGUUGCCUGCAAGCACAGGCCGAGGAUGUAGCCGCAGCCGUGGAGGCGGCCAGGACAGCAUUUAAGAGCUGGAGUGCACAGCCUGGAGUCGCCCGGGGCCGGCAUCUGACCAGGCUUGCCAAGGUGAUCCAGAAACACCAGCGGCUGCUGUGGACCCUGGAAUCCCUGGUGACUGGCAGAGUUGUUCGAGAGGUUAGGGAUGGGGACGUCCAGCUGGCCCAGCAGCUGCUCCACUACCAUGCAAUCCAGGCAUCCACCCAGGAGGAGGCACUGGCAGGCUGGGAGCCCAUGGGAGUAAUUGGCCUCAUCCUGCCGCCCACUUUCUCCUUCCUUGAGAUGAUGUGGAGGAUUUGCCCGGCCCUGGCUGUGGGUAAAUGAUGGGAUGGGGGGUCCAGACUCUUGGGUCUGAGAAAAGAGGAGAUGGUGGGCCCAAACUCCAGAGUCUGAGAGAUAAAGGGGCUGGGGGCCUGGACUCCUCGGUCUGAGGGAGGAGGGGCUGGGGGUCCGGACUCCUGGGUCUGAGGGAGGAGG